CAUAUAUGAAAGCUUGAAGGAGGAGGAUUGCCAGCGAAAAAGCGUCACUGGUUAAACAGGUUCUGGAGUGUCAACACAGAGAAAAGGGACGUUCUUUUGUGGAUCUAAUUCAUAUUUUAGGAGCCGUGAGUGGAUAAACUGACUAAAGGUUUUUCCAUCAGGGUCUUUGGAUUGAAACAGGAAGUGCCACCCGGUCCCAGCAAGCCCCCCCUCAUCAUGUCUGGCUACCCCAACCAGGCCCCCUACCCGGUGCCCCACCACGGGGGCCAAUCGGUCGCCCCUUAUCCCGCAUUUCAGGGCGGCUACGGCGACCCCGCUCAAGCUCCGCCUCCAGGUUUUAACAUGGAUUACAACCAAGGUCAAACACCUCCUGUCAUGUUCCAGCCGGGACCCGCCCCUGGUGGGCCCCCAAUGUACGGCGGUGGCCCCUCCCAGGCAGCAGUGGCCACUACUGGUGUUGUUGCUGUCGGGGUCCCGCCAGGGCUUGAAUACCUCAUGCAGAUCGACCAGAUUCUCAUCCAUCAGAAAGUGGAACUCCUGGAAGCGUUCAUUGGCUUCGAAUCCAACAACCAGUACGAAAUCAAGAACAGCCUGGGCCAGAAGAUCUAUAAAGCCAAGGAGAAGAACGACUGCUGCACCAGGAACUGCUGCGGUUCGCUACGAAGUUUCGACAUGAAGAUCAAAGACAACUCCGACCGAGAGGUCAUCCGCCUGGUGCGACCUUUUCGAUGUGUUUCCUGCUGGUGUCCCUGCUGCCUGCAAGAGUUGGAGGUCCAGGCCCCACCGGGCACCACGGUGGGCUACGUCAAACAGGACUGGCACCCUUUCGUCCCUCGCUUUUCCAUCCAGGAUGCCAACAAGGAGACGGUGCUGAAGCUGGAGGGUCCUUGCUUCGCCUGUAACUGCUGCGGGGACGUCAGCUUUGAGCUGAAGAGCAAAAAUGGCGGCCAACCUGUGGGUCGCAUCACCAAGCAGUGGAGCGGACUUUUGAAAGAGGUCUUCACCGACACCGACAACUUUGGUAUCCAGUUUCCUCUGGACAUGGACGUCAAGAUGAAAGCUGUCCUCCUGGGCGCAUGUUUCCUUAUUGAUUUCAUGUUCUUUGAGAAGGUGGGCGAGGCCAACCAGCGCAGCACGGUCUUUUCGUAAAAGAAGAGGAAAAACAUCAAACUAUCCGUCCACCCGUCAUGGCAUUGUAUAUGCAGCAUAUGUAAUAUUUGUCUUGUGUACCUGUUGCCAUAGCAACUGAAGCCAAAUACCACUAUAAAACAUACUGGCCUUCAACCUUAGUGCCUGAUGAUUGUAUAUUAUUAAAUAUUAUUAACAUUGUAGCAUACAGAUCAUCGCAUAAACAACUAACUACUACGUUACAAACUACCUACUUUACUACACUUUUAUACUCUGUUUUUUUAACGUUUCAAAGCAAUUAAAGCACCAGAUACAGAUGGUAAAAUGCA
Doryrhamphus excisus (bluestripe pipefish) is the source of this 1457-nucleotide messenger RNA. NCBI's taxonomy places the organism in Eukaryota, Metazoa, Chordata, Actinopteri, Syngnathiformes, Syngnathidae. The record is from RefSeq and is a predicted model, not a curated record.